ACUUUUUACAGCUCCUUACUGUUCUCCUCACAGCACAGGUCUUUGUUAGGCGCAUGCGCCAUACCGCAAAGAACACAACCAGUCUUGUGUGAGCAACAGCACAGUAACUUUUGCAUAGGAUGGAUCUAAAUUAGUCACUCAGUUCUACAGCCACAAUCUGACUGUCAAUCCCCCCCGACUGAUCAUAAUGCCUGACGCACCUCCAGUCAAAGCGCCCAAGAAGGGCUCAAAGAAAGCUGUCUCCAAGAGCGUCAGCAAGGCUGGCAAGAAGAGGAGAAAGUCCAGGAAGGAGAGCUACGCUAUCUACGUUUACAAAGUGAUGAAGCAGGUCCACCCAGACACCGGCAUCUCCUCCAAGGCUAUGGGCAUCAUGAACUGCUUUGUGAGCGACAUCUUUGAGCGCAUCGCCGGUGAGGCCUCUCGUCUGGCUCACUACAACAAGCGCUCCACCAUCACCUCCAGGGAGAUUCAGACCGCUGUCCGCCUGCUGCUGCCCGGAGAGCUGGCUAAACACGCUGUCUCUGAGGGCACCAAGGCCGUGACAAAGUACACCAGCUCCAAGUAAACUCUGCUGCUGAUAUACCAACAACACAAAGGCUCUUUUAAGAGCCACCCACUACAUCUGAAGACAUAUUCUCUAUACACUCAACAUUCAGACCCUGUGUUAAUUGUCAAUUAAUUUGCAAAUACAAAACUUUUCUAAUGCAUUUGCUUAGAUGAUGUUGUUUAGAUGCCCUACAAUAAGAUGUGUUGUGUGCAAACUCUGUUGCUGAUAAACCAAACAACUCAAAUGCUCCCAUCUUUAGUCUGUCUUUUUAAAGACCUGCUUCAAUCACAUCCACAAUUCACAUAUUGGAUUACAAUUAUGUUCAGUGCACAUACUUUGUCCCGGAUAUCCGAGUUGUGUUGUAAAGGUUGGAAACUGCUGGUGUAGAAAAUACAUAAAUCAAUUAAAUACCUGAAAUAUAAAAUUGAUUAGAAAAAUGCAGAGGGUAGAAAGUACAGUAUGGAGGAUUCAAAGACAAGUGUUAGUGUACACAUGUUUUUAUCGAGGCCCUCGCUUUGGCAAAUCAUGCCUUGUCUGUGACUUCAAAUCAUGCCGUGUCUGUGACUACAAACAAGGCUAUUUUAAGAGCGACAAACUUCAUCUGAAGACAUGCUCCAGACAUGUUCACUAAGGAAAGUGAAAUAAAGGCUCUGAGAUAUAAAAGUUAAUCUGCGCUACAGAAUAGUUAUACUGUGUUUGUUUAUCCUGAAGAUUGAAUGUGUCAAAAAUGUAUCCAUUAGGUAAUACAAUUUUAUAAUACUUCAUCUUGGCACUACAUCUUAUGAAAGUCUCUGGAAAAAUGGAAAUGAAAACCAAACUAAUUGAAUUUGGUGGGACCUGAAAUAUGUUAUG
This is a messenger RNA of Eleginops maclovinus (Patagonian blennie), 1399 nucleotides long. Its product is annotated as histone H2B-like. Gene Ontology annotation, molecular function: structural constituent of chromatin; DNA binding; protein heterodimerization activity. Gene Ontology annotation, cellular component: nucleosome. Bases 188 to 565 code for a protein of 125 amino acids. The transcript has a single exon. The record is from RefSeq and is a predicted model, not a curated record. NCBI's taxonomy places the organism in Eukaryota, Metazoa, Chordata, Actinopteri, Perciformes, Eleginopidae.